Molecule: messenger RNA, 959 nt
Organism: Phalaenopsis equestris
Lineage: Eukaryota; Viridiplantae; Streptophyta; Magnoliopsida; Asparagales; Orchidaceae
Product: ras-related protein RABA2a
Exons: 2
Coding region: 45-701 (218 amino acids)
Cellular component (GO): endosome
Molecular function (GO): GTP binding; GTPase activity
Source: RefSeq, a predicted model, not a curated record
CUAUAUAAGCAAGAUCGAGAUCUAUAGACUCAGUAUGAAGCAGAAUGGCGAGGAGAGGCGAGGAGGAGUACGACUACCUCUUCAAGAUCGUCCUCAUCGGAGAUUCAGGUGUGGGCAAGUCCAAUCUUCUCUCCCGCUUCACUCGCAACGAGUUCUCCCUCGAGUCGAAGUCCACCAUCGGCGUUGAAUUCGCCACGCGUACCCUCCAGGUAGAAGGCCGGAUAAUAAAAGCACAGAUUUGGGACACAGCUGGGCAGGAGCGGUACCGAGCUAUUACCAGCGCUUAUUAUCGCGGAGCACUUGGUGCCAUUCUUGUCUAUGAUGUGACCAAACCCACUACCUUUGAGAAUAUCAGCCGUUGGCUCAAAGAGCUCCGCGACCAUGCCGACUCCAACAUUGUGAUCCUACUGAUUGGCAACAAGACUGAUCUCAAGCACCUUCAAGCUGUGGCCUCUGAGGAUGCUCAGAGCUAUGCAGAGAAGGAAAGUUUGUCCUUCAUUGAGACUUCAGCGUUGGAUGCCAUAAAUGUGGAGGAAGCCUUCCAGAUGAUUUUGGCUGAGAUUUACAGGACCAUUAGUAAGAAGACUCUUUCUUCUUCGGAGGAGACCGGAUCAGGCCCAAAUGCUGGGAUCAAGGAGGGGAAGACAAUUCAGGUGUCGGGUGCGGAGGCAAACACUACGAAGCAGUGUGGCUCUACCUAGGAAAGAGUGUUAUGUCUGAAGAUUUUGCUGGUUUCAUUUUGUUCCCUGCCUAUGUGCUCCGAUUUUAAUUGUUAAUUUUUUUAGGGUGUAUUUUGCAGAAAAAUCAUUCGUCUUUCCAAAUAUGUGAUAUCAUUUACAGAUUUAUGAGAGAAGAAAUGGAGAUGAUAAGAAAGUGUGCUAAGCUAAGAUAGAAAUGUAUUAGAGAAUUUAUGAUAUAAUUUUUGCAGUAGAAUAUUAUGAUAUUUUGUUAUUUGUGAA